Molecule: messenger RNA, 900 nt
Organism: Musa acuminata AAA Group (dessert banana)
Lineage: Eukaryota; Viridiplantae; Streptophyta; Magnoliopsida; Zingiberales; Musaceae
Product: putative disease resistance protein RGA3
Exons: 2
Coding region: 1-900 (299 amino acids)
Biological process (GO): defense response to fungus
Molecular function (GO): ADP binding
Source: RefSeq, a predicted model, not a curated record
AUGGAUUGGGAUUCUGGUUGCUGGUGCAUCACAAUGCAGGAACUGCAAACAGUCUACGGCCUUGAUGCUGAGCUAAAAAAGCUGCAGAGCUCCGUCGCCAUGAUUCAAGCUGUACUGAAUGAUGCACAGGAGAGGCAACAGAUUAGGAACGCGGUGAACCAUUUGCUGAAUGAGCUCAGCCAGGCUGCAUAUGAUGCAAAUGAUAUCUUGGACGAGGUGGCAACCGAACGCCAACGCUGUCAGCUGAUCAAAUAUGCAUCGGUGCGCAAUUUCUUGGCCCCCAUAAACCCUAAGCGCGAACUCUUCAAUCGAGAAAUAUGGCUCAGGGUAAAAGACAUAGAACACAGACUAGAUUCCAUUGCAAGGAGAUGCCCCUUAUCUGAAUUGACUCAGCGCAGUGCACCCCUGAGGCAGCAGAGUUAUCAGACCACCUCGCUAACUCCUUCCCUGGUUCUCGGUCGUGAGAGUGAUAUGCGAAAGAUAAAAAAUAUGUUGCUGCCAUUGGCUGAGGUGACUGACCGUAGCAUCACAGUGAUUCCUUUCUUCGGGAUGCCUGGUAUCGGGAAGACGACUCUCUCUCAACUAGUCUGCAAUGAUGAGUCUGUGAAGAACCAUUUUGAGCUUAGACUAUGGGUUUGUGUGUCUCAGGAUUUUGAUACGACGAGCAUUACGAAGACCAUCAUUGAAUCCAUCGAUGGUUUUCGGUGUGACUUUGUCAGCCUUGACAAUCUUCAGAAAGAACUUGGAAAGAAGCUGAGUGGGAGGAGAUACCUGCUUGUUCUGGAUGAUGUUUGGCAUAUGAGACCACAGGACUCGGAGAGGAUAAAAAACUUCUUGUACUCCGGUGCUCAAGGAAGUAAAAUAAUAGUGACCACCAGAAUCGAAGAAGAUGCUAACUAA